This is a messenger RNA of Varroa destructor (honeybee mite), 3379 nucleotides long. RefSeq names its product E3 ubiquitin-protein ligase Bre1 (gene Bre1). The record is from RefSeq and is a predicted model, not a curated record. Gene Ontology annotation, cellular component: nucleus; HULC complex. Lineage: Eukaryota; Metazoa; Arthropoda; Arachnida; Mesostigmata; Varroidae. Gene Ontology annotation, molecular function: ubiquitin protein ligase activity; metal ion binding.
GACACACCAACGAUCACGGUGCUAGUCGACGGAAUCGUAGCAUUGCUGCAAACUGCUAAGCGAAAAUGCAUCAAAGGCCCAGCGUCCACUAUCGUUCAAUUGGCUAGACUGUAGCCUUUUGCUGCCUGCUGCUGGCUUUCUAGUGGCCGUUUGCCUGUCCACGGUACGGGAGAGGACUCAAUGCCUUUGAAUUCUAUUUGCUACAUGUGGCUGGGGAUCAGAGCCCGGCGGAUCCUAGAGCCGCCGCCCCCUUCCCCCGGCCUCUAGCAUCGCACGACAGAGCUUAAGUUCAUUCAAUCGUUAACCCAUAUAGUCCAAGCUACUGGACGUUGCAUAGGCGUGCGAUUGCUGAAAUAAUAUAAGAAUUAAUGAGUGCAACCAAAAACUUGUUGCUUGAGGAUUUGCUUAACCUUAACAACAUAAAUUAACCUGGCAAAAGGACGAUUCCGAGCUACAGCAUCAAUAAAUUGUUUCCCGUUUAAACAAUUGUAAGCGUAUGAGUCUCGAUGUAAACGAAAAAUCGCAACAGAUCUGUCAUAUUCAGCCAAAUCCGGCUGCGCGAUGGCGAAACGGCCUUCCGUAGCGGAGGGCCCGCCGGCCAAGAAGGUCCACUUCGAACCGGUGCAACUUGGUGCGGUGUCAACUCUUGAGGAAAUGGACAUGCGCACCCUGCACUUUCAGAAUCGGAAACUGGCACAAAGACUGGAACAGCGACAUCGACAUGAACAAGAACUUCGAGGUCGAAUCGAACAUCUGGAGAAGCGACAACAGAGCGAUGAAGGUGUGUUAACGACAGUAAAUCGCUACUGGAAUCAGUUAAAUGAAGAUCUUCGCAUUUUGCUCCAACGUUUCGAUGCAGAGACGGCAGACGAGAUUGAAAAAGAAAAUGAAGAUGCAGCAACAACUUCAUUCAUGGCAACCCUCGCACAAUGGGACAAGGAGGAGCUCGAAGAACGUCUUGGUCAGCGAGUGCUCGUGUCUACAAGGGCAGUGUCGAAACUACUGCAGGCCUUUGACCGGCUGAUGCAACGCAAUCAUAAGAUAAUGGAGGCGUUGAAUGGAAAGCAGGCAACAGCAUCGUUGUUGGAGAAAUCAGUUCGUGCUCUCAACCAGGAGUUAAUAGAUGAAAACGCCCGUCUCCAAGCUGUGAUAACGCGUCUUAGCGAAAAGGACCACUGCGCAGAGCUUCGACAUAGCGCGUUACAGGACCGAGCGGAUUCGCUCGAGACGAAAAACGAUGAACUUAAUAAUAAGGUUGAAGAACUUGAGUAUGAAUUGCACAAGAGCUGGGCACGUUCCGAAAAGCUCGAUACAUCGCUUUCGGAUUGUCUGCAACGGCUUAAGGCGCAAUCAAUGCCGGCGGGAAUGGGUGACAAGGGUGCAGGUGAUUUGGCUUCAAAGGGCUGCCUCUCUGUGGAAGUCUACAAAGGGAGCAGCAAAGAUAGCUGUCAGGGACCUUCAGAAACCCUUACCAGUGUGCGCGUAGAAGAACUACAGUCUCUACUUGAAGAACAAAGAGAAUUAGCUCAGGGCCGAAUUCAAGAGUUAGAACAACUGAAUGAAGAGCAUAAGGUAGCACUGCGUACGAUCGAGCAGCUUAAAAUGGAUCUCCAAUAUCUUCCUGAACACGUCGUCAGAGAAACCACUGAGUACAAAUGCUUGCAGUCUCAGUUCAGUGUACUCUACAAUGAAAGCAUGCAACUUCAGACCCAGCUUGAGGAAUAUCGCCAGCAGUUACAGGGCGCUCGGCUCUCACACCAGCGGACGAUUGAACGAAUGGAAAGCGAAGAGCUCGCAAUGCAGAAAAAACUUCGCACAGAAGUCAUUCGCCUAGAAGAUGCACUAGCACAGGUUCGUAAAGAGUAUGAAAAGCUACGGAUUGAGUUUGAGCAGAAUGUCACAGCUAGUGAACAAGCUGCACCGCUCACUCGAGAGAUGCGGAAUCUCUUACAGACGCUUCAGGCGCACAAUAGACAGGUUAAAGGAGAGACCGCGCGGUAUAAACGGAAGCUAAAGGAGUCCACACUUGAGGUUGCGCGCCUCCGCGCUGAGCUCAACUCACAAGGUCACCACCUUGUUACAUCAUCCUGUGAGAACCUCUCUUUAGGAGGUGAGCCCUCAGAAGCGACAUCAUCAGGGGCGGAACAGAGUUCAUCCGGAAGCACUCGAGAUAACAGUGCGCCAUCUGUUGAGCGCCAGAGACAGCAUGGCGAUGAUACCGUUGAGAUUAUGCUCGAUCUCGAGGUAUGUUCGCCAGCGUCGCCGCACAAUGCACAGGAGCUGGAGCGAGACAAAGGUAAAUCAGAUGCUGAAAUUGUUCGGGAGCUGCGUAGCCAACUGAAAAAAGCUGAAGAGGACAAGAAGGAAUUAAAGCUUCUUCUUGAUACCUACAAACAGGUACCGAAGGAAACUCGCGACAAGGUGACACUAUUGGCAGCAGAAAAGCGAGCACUAAGCGAAGUUGAUCAGAUGAAAGAGCAACUUCGCAAGUUAAUCGAGGCCGAACGAAAGGAACGGCGAAAGUUGGCGGACGAGGAGGCUUUGGGAAAAAUUCAAGCGUUAGAAGAACAGGUCGCACAACUCAAACAGGGCAUCGCUUCACAAAAACAGGAAGAGGAUGCUCUCCUUCAAGAGAUGGAGCUAACGGGUCAAGCAUUCGAAGAUAUGCAGGAGCAGAAUCAGCGACUUAUACAGCAACUAAAAGAAAAGGAUGAUGCAAAUUUCAAAUUAAUGAGUGAACGUAUUAAGGCAUCACAAAUGCAGAAGCUCCUUAAGGAAGAAAAGCUGAUGCUACAGGAACAAGUCAAUACGCUGCAAUCCCAGGUGGAAGCUCAAAAUCAGGUCGUGCGUAAGCUAGAAGAAAAGGAACGACUUUUACAGGCUCAGCUAUCGACGGCUGAGAAAGAGCUUAACUUGCGGCAAACAUGUAUGGAGCUUCACAAGCGGAAAGCGCUUGAGUCUGCACAGUCGGCCGCAGACCUCAAGCUCCAUCUCGAGAAGUACCUCGGACAACUCAAGGACGCACAGACUGCGGUUACGGAUAAAGCUGGAGCGUAUCGUGACGAGGCAUUUAAGAGCCGUCGACUCCAAGAAGAGAUUAUGUCCCUUAAACGAAAGUUGGAAAGAGCAAAAAAGUUCGAGCUGGCUACCAACUCAGACGAGGUUCUGCUGGAAGAGAUUCGGGAGUACAAGGAAACUUUAACUUGUCCAUCCUGCAAGGUAAAAAAGAAGGACGCGGUUCUGACGAAAUGCUAUCAUGUAUUCUGCUACGAUUGCCUAAAAACCCGCUACGAGACUCGGCAACGAAAGUGCCCCAAGUGCAACGCAACGUUCGGAGCCAAUGACUACCAUCGACUCUACUUGUCAUAAAUGAUUUGUA